Messenger RNA from Oryza sativa Japonica Group (Japanese rice), 1719 nucleotides. RefSeq names its product nicotianamine aminotransferase 1-like. Gene Ontology annotation, molecular function: L-tyrosine:2-oxoglutarate transaminase activity; pyridoxal phosphate binding. Gene Ontology annotation, biological process: L-tyrosine catabolic process; biosynthetic process. The record is from RefSeq and is a predicted model, not a curated record. NCBI's taxonomy places the organism in Eukaryota, Viridiplantae, Streptophyta, Magnoliopsida, Poales, Poaceae.
GUACAAAUGCACACCCCACACACACAUUCACGCUCGUGACCUGCAUCAAAAUCUCAUCUCUGUACUACUCUUUUCUCUCUCUACAACUCUUGUCAAUCUCUCUCUCUAGAGCUUAGCUUAGCUUACCCUCUCUCAUGGCUCCAACUGCAGAGGUUGCGGCGGCGCCGGUGCAGGAGCAGGAGAAAUGCAACGGCGGCGGCGGAGGCGGGUUUAGGGGUGCGGCGGUGAGGUGCCACCCGGCGCUGUCGACGGAGAAGAAGGCGUCGAUCAGGGGCGUCGUCGGGGAGCUGCUCGGUGCUGCGGCGGCGGCGGCCGGCGCCGGCGAGGAGAGGAGGAGGAGCCUCAUCUCGCUCGGCGUCGGCGACGCGUCCUCGCACGCCUGCUUCAGGCGCGGCGGCGAGUUCGCGGCCGACGCCGUCGCCGACGCGGCCAGGUCCGGGGUGUUCGACUGCUACGCGCCGUCGUGCGGCUUCCCGGCCGCUCGCCGCGCCGUCGCCGACCACCUGUCCGCCGGCGCGCGCCACCGCACCCGCGACGCCGACGUGUUCAUGACGGCCGGCGGCACGGGCGCGAUCACCGCGAUCGCGACGGUGCUCGGCGGCGCGCCGGGGGCGAACGUCCUGCUGCCGCGGCCGGGCUUCGCGCCGUACGAGGCGGCCUGUGAGCUCGCCGGCGCCGAGCCGCGGUUCUACGACCUCCUGCCGCGGCGGGGCUGGGAGGCCGACCUCGCCGGCGUUCGCGCCAUGGCCGACGGCGCGACGGCGGCCAUCGUCGUCAUCAACCCCAACAAUCCCUGCGGCGCGGUGUACUCUGCACAGCACCUUUUUCAGAUUGCUGAAACAGCGAGAGAAUUGGGGAUCCCAAUCAUAGCAGAUGAGGUGUAUGCACAUAUGGUGUUUGGUGGGAGCAAGUUUGUGCCAAUGGCUACCUUUGCACAUAUCACACCAGUAAUCACCAUUGGAGCACUAUCAAAGAAAUUCAUGCUGCCAGGAUGGCGACUUGGUUGGUUGGCCUUCUGUGACCCCAAUGGUGCACUCAAGCAUGUCAGAAAUGCAACAGAAAUGCUACUGAAUGUGACUUCAGGCCCUGCCUCCAUAGUUCAGGCUGCAGUUCCUAAGAUUCUCUCAAACGAACACAAUGAAUUCCAUCGAAACGUUGUGAACUUGCUUGAGUCUGCAGCUGAUGCUCUCUACAGAAGAGUGAACCAGAUUGAAGCUCUGCAGUGCUACUCAAAACCUCAUGGCUCCAUGUUCAUGAUGGUUGAAGUCAACACUUCACUUCUGUUCGGUGUUGAAGAUGACAUGGACUUCGCUCGUGAAUUGAUUAAAGAAGAAUCUGUCCUAGUUUUACCUGGUUCUGUAAUUGGGUUAAAGAACUGGAUUAGGAUAUUCUUUGGGGCACCUACUAGUGUGAUACUUGAAGCCUGUGAUAGGAUUGAAGCAUUCUGCCAAAAAAGAGCAGUUCAAGUAAAGCUACUGAAAAAGAAGUUCUGAAGCCAACAAAUAAGAUUUUUCUUUUCUGGCCGGCUCAUAAUAAUAUGUAUAGAGCCUUUUAUGUCAAUUUUAUAGGAUCUUCUUUUAUCUUUUUGACACACGCGAUCUGAGAAUUGUAUGUAGAAUAAUUAGCGCAGAUGCUUGCCUGUACUGUAUAUAGCUGAUAUAUAUUUUCAUAAUAAAAUGAUUGCCUAUGAUUGAAUAAAGCUAUGGCAUUAGUCUAAAA